Elgaria multicarinata webbii is the source of this 2862-nucleotide messenger RNA. It is a transcript of the gene ATP6V0D1, whose product is annotated as ATPase H+ transporting V0 subunit d1. Gene Ontology annotation, cellular component: proton-transporting V-type ATPase, V0 domain; vacuolar proton-transporting V-type ATPase complex; early endosome. The transcript is spliced from 8 exons. NCBI's taxonomy places the organism in Eukaryota, Metazoa, Chordata, Lepidosauria, Squamata, Anguidae. The record is from RefSeq and is a predicted model, not a curated record. Bases 102 to 1163 code for a protein of 353 amino acids. Gene Ontology annotation, biological process: vacuolar acidification; vacuolar transport; proton transmembrane transport. Gene Ontology annotation, molecular function: proton-transporting ATPase activity, rotational mechanism.
CAGGGUCUGUUGGAAGGCGGAAGCGUCGCUGCCGGUAGCUGCUCCGCGUCGUCGAACCGGGCCGCUUCCCGCGACUACUGCCGCCGCCCUCGUCCUCCGCCAUGCUGCUGUCGUGCUUCCCGGAGCUGUACUUCAACGUGGACAGCGGCUACUUGGAGGGCCUGGUGCGCGGCUUCAAGGCCGGGGUCCUCAGCCAGGCGGACUACGUCAACCUGGUGCAGUGCGAGAGCCUCGAAGAUCUGAAGCUUCAUCUUCAGAGCACAGACUACGGGAACUUCCUUGCGAAUGAAGCUUCUCCUCUCACGGUAUCUGUCAUUGAUGACAAGCUAAAGGAAAAGAUGGUGGUAGAGUUUCGCCACAUGAGGAAUCAUGCUUACGAGCCUUUGGCCAGCUUCCUGGACUUCAUCACGUACAGCUACAUGAUCGAUAAUGUCAUCCUCCUGAUUACUGGGACGCUGCACCAGCGCUCCAUUGCUGAAUUGGUGCCCAAAUGCCACCCCCUGGGAAGCUUUGAGCAGAUGGAAGCCGUGAACAUUGCCCAGACCCCAGCUGAGCUUUACAAUGCCAUCUUGGUGGACACGCCCCUUGCUGCCUUUUUUCAAGACUGCAUAUCUGAGCAGGACCUGGAUGAAAUGAACAUUGAAAUUAUUCGAAACACACUGUACAAGGCUUACCUUGAGUCCUUCUACAAGUUCUGCAAGAUCCUGGGUGGCACAACCGCUGACGCCAUGUGCCCCAUUUUGGAGUUUGAAGCUGACAGACGAGCCUUCAUUAUCACCAUCAACUCCUUUGGCACGGAGCUCUCCAAGGAGGAUCGUGCAAAGCUCUUCCCCCACUGUGGGAAGCUCUAUCCAGAGGGCCUGGCUCAGCUAGCAAGAGCAGAUGAUUAUGAGCAAGUCAAAGCUGUGGCCGACUAUUACCCUGAAUACAAACUGCUGUUUGAAGGAGCAGGUAGCAACCCUGGCGACAAAACCCUUGAGGACAGAUUCUUUGAGCAUGAGGUGAAGUUGAACAAGCUGGCUUUCCUGAACCAGUUCCAUUUUGGAGUCUUCUAUGCUUUCGUGAAGCUGAAGGAGCAAGAGUGCCGCAACAUUGUGUGGAUUGCGGAGUGCAUUGCCCAGCGCCACCGAGCGAAGAUUGACAACUACAUCCCCAUUUUCUGAGUCCUUCCCUCCUGCCUGGUGAAGCCCACAGAUUCCUCGCAUCCUGUCUUCUCCUGAGUUCUAGACCCAGAGGUAGUGUUUUAGGGAUCUGAGGGAUGAUGUAAGGACACAUGAGGCCCACCGUGCUCUUGUGAGAGGGUCCCCUCCUGUCCCCCUCAUAGUUGUAACAUGUCACUGUAUGUGCUUUGUGUAGAUCAGGCUAAAUAGUUCCGUAUUUCCAAAGGUGUACUUGGCAACAGAGGAGUGGUGCCUGUUCUGUGCUGCUUGGAUUGUAGGGGUUCCUAAAUGACAGCAGUCUGACAAUUUGUCAUCGGUGGACAUGGUGAUGGGAGGAUGAGUUUGACUUCUGGCAGCUGUGAGCACCUGCUUGUCUUUGCACAAUGUUUUACUAGGGGACUAGUUGUGCUACAAACGUAAACCACUUUAAUUCUCCUGCCUUUUUCCCCCAGAGAGUCCUGGGAAUUCUAGCUCUGCAAAGGAUAUUGCUGGGGGUGGGGGCAGGGCAGGGGGAGGCAGAGUCUUCUACACAGAAGCCUUGUAUAACCCAGUUACCAAGGGCUCCCUAUUGGAAACUGUGGCUGAAAGGCACAUUUGUAGCGUUGGCAUGCCCUAGCUGUGUCGUAUUGCUUCCACUUGUUGACAGCUGCUUGCCCUUCUCCCUGUGGUAGUGCCUCUGGAACAUUCUGGCCACUAAAUGGAGGAGAGUAGGCAGGGCCAGGGGCAUUCUGUGCACCUCUGGCAGUUGCAGGCACCUGCCUUGUCAGCCACUUGUCUUUAGGCCCUCCUUAGAAGAUUCAGCACCUUAGUUAACGUGGCUCCUUUCCAAGGGGUCUCUGCCAGCGCCUUCUUUAAAGAAGGGGCAGUUCUUCCCCUUCCCUAUGACUUGACUCCUCUUCCCAUGCCAGGCCCAGAAGGUGGAAAUCAACUCGCUGUUUCAGACCAUCCCUUGCGUACAUGUGAAAUAGGAUGUGGCUGUUUCCUGUAUUCUCAUUGGGAGGCUCAUGGGCCUUGCCCUCCCCCUCUGUCUUUGCUUCAGGCAAUUCUCAGAGUUGAUUUGCACCUUCUUGGCCUGCCUGGAAGCUGAGAGUUCUCAGAUCAAGCUCCCUCCAUGCCUGAAGGUAGUGCAAGACUGGCACUUCCUGCCUCUAUUCUCCCACUGGAAAUGAUUGAGAGAGAGAGAGAGAGAGAGUCCUUUGAAUAGGUUGAAUUAGCUGAAAGCCCUCCAGGCCCUGUGGUGCUCUUGCCUUUCUCAGGCCCUCUUCGGGACACAGUGCUGUGAAUUACGCCAGCUUCUGCCUCUCUUCCCCCCACCCAUCCCUGCUUUUUCAUAGCAGGCCAUGCCUCCACCCAGGUGUCAGGCCUUCUUCACCCAAUCCCAGUCCUCGCAUGCAACAAACGGGCCUCAGCCUCCCCUUGGAAACGUAACUCUCCAGCCUGCCUAGGUGCUGACCUCCCUCUUUCUUGGCAGAGGGAGAGUGGGGAGCUUGUUGUUACCAGGUUCUUUUUGUGCAGACAUAGAAGGAAGUGGUGCUGGCCUGCUGCAGGAGAACUUUUUCUGGAUGACAUGUUUGUGAAGAGAAUGUUUCAGACUUUUGUCCAAAUGGGCUGCCUUUGCUCAGUGACUUUACUAUGCUCCAAGUGUUCGCUUGCUAUUCAUCUUCCUCUUAAAGGUGUUACAAUAAAUUAUCUACCAAAAUGA